Centrocercus urophasianus (Greater sage-grouse) is the source of this 4354-nucleotide messenger RNA. It is a transcript of the gene FMN1, whose product is annotated as formin 1. The record is from RefSeq and is a predicted model, not a curated record. Gene Ontology annotation, molecular function: microtubule binding. Gene Ontology annotation, cellular component: cytoplasm; actin filament; endoplasmic reticulum membrane. The transcript is spliced from 17 exons. NCBI's taxonomy places the organism in Eukaryota, Metazoa, Chordata, Aves, Galliformes, Phasianidae. Bases 1 to 3618 code for a protein of 1205 amino acids. Gene Ontology annotation, biological process: actin nucleation.
AUGGAAGGAGGAAACGCGGGGUGCAGCCGGCAGCUUCCCGAGCGGACGGGUCCCGCGGAGAGUGAACCGGACGUCUUCACCACUUUUGCGGUCAGAGCGCUUUUUGGACUUACAGCCAAGUUGGAAUCGGUAACUCCCAAAGAAGAAGAAGCAGUGCUUAAAGUGUUUCAACCUUUGCACACCAAUGUCAACACUCAGGCUAACAAUCGGUAUGAGAGGAAUGAUAAUGAUGGUGUUGACGACUCAGAAAACCAGCACGGCGCAGGCUGUACCAGUGACCAAGCUGACCCGAUGUCUGGCAGCCGUGCUGAACUGGAGCCGGAGCCGGCAGGACAGAAUGAAAUACUUCUUCCCCGUUUAAGGUCUGUACAGACUUCUUUGUCUGAAUCUGACAACGAUGCUAUUCUCGUACAAGGUACUUUGGUUCACACAACAAGUGACACGGAAUCAGAUGGUGAGAGUAAGGACACAGAUGCUGAUGAAACCAACACAAGCAAAUGUGGGCUAAACAAUGCUGCUUUGUCUGCUGUGGCUUUGGACGGUAACAAUCAAAGUAAGGAAGAGUCAGAUUCAGAAGGGUACAGACACAGCGAUGACACUGUGGGUAGAGAAGACACUGAGUUAUACCCACCAAUUUCUCAGUGGUUUCCCAGAGAGCUGGACAGCGUUCUGGAGUGUGAUUCCAGUGGCAAAGACAGAACGUUAAUGGAUGAGCAGUUCAGUUCCUUGCUUGCUACAGGGGAAUGCCCUCCAGAAAUUCCAGGUGAGGAUCAAAGGCCUUCAGUUGAUAAUGCAUCUCUCCAUAAAACAGCACUGGCUGAAAAAAGUUUCCAGCUGCCUGCUUUUUUUAGUGGCCUACGUGUGAGGAAAAAGGGGCUAAACACAGAGGAUGGGGAAACUAUUACAGAAAUUAAGCCAAGGGAGAAUGAUUUAGCUCUGCUUAAAUUACGACAGCCUGUUAAGAAAUCCAACAUUACAUCAGGUUUGACCACAAAAAAGAAAUCAUCUGAACCUAAAGCAAGUCCUACUUUCCUGGAGCAGCUCUCUCACCUGUUAAACAUAGACGUCUCCAAGAAUGAUGAGAGAACCCAAGAUUCUGGUGCAGCGUUUGGGGAGACUGAGGACAGCGAUGAAGGCCCAGAGAACAAAGCCUCUGGCAAAACAGAGCCACUGUUUCUCUCUGAGGAAAUAAAAUCAAGCCCUGCUGAAUCUGCACUGGACGUCUUUAAAGCUUUAUUCACACGACCUCCCAAAAAAGAGACAACGGCAGAUCCUUCAGAGCUGGAAGCCAUCAAACGCAAAAUGAGAAAUGAGAAAGAGUCCUUGAAAGCUGUGUUUGAAAGGUCAAAACCUAAACCUGGCGAUGGACCAUCAGACAAAUCUCCUGAUCUGAGUCCCUCAGAGCAAGAUGACAAGACUCCAGGGAGACUCCAGACUGUCUGGCCACCACCGAAGGCAAAUCACGAAGAAGUAAAAGUAGGAUUAAAGUACACAGAAGCAGAAUACCAAGCUGCCAUUUUGCAUUUAAAGAGGGAACACAAAGAAGAAAUCGAAACACUAAAGUCUCAGUUUGAACUCAGGGUAUUCCAUAUUCGUGGAGAACAUGCUGUAGCAACUGCUCAGCUUGAGGAAACCAUUGCGCAUCUGAAGAAUGAACUUGAUAAUAAAUUGAACAGAAGGAAUGAAGAAGCAAGGGAUAUUGGUGUUUCUACUGAAGAUGAUAAUCCACCAAAGACAUACCGAAAUGUAUGUAUACAGACUGACAGAGAAACUUUUAUAAAGCCUAGUGAAGAAGAAAACAGAGCUGUGAAAAACAACCAAAUAGUACCGAAAAAGCUUAAUAUUUCAUCUUUGACACAUAGUAUUUCUACCCAAGGUGAAAAUAAGGACAGUUAUGAUGUACCAUCUUCAGAAAGUGUCUUGUCUUGUCAACCAAAACAAAUGCUGCCUCCUCCACCACCUCCACCACCUCCACCACCACCUCCACCCUUCUCUGAUUCUUCACUACAAGGUUUAGUUCCUCCACCACCACCUUUGCCAAUGGGUCCAACUUCAGUGACACCUCACUUUGCAUCUGGGCCUUCACUGCCACCUCAACUUUCUGAAGGCUGUAGGGAUUUUCAAGCACCAUCACCACCAGCACCACCACCACUUCCAGGGUUGGGACCUCCUGUUCCUCCUCCACUGCCUGGAUCCGGGUUACCUCCACCUCCCCCACCCCCAGGACCUGGGCUCUUUUUUAAUAGCACUUUAUCUUCAAGUCAAGGUCCUCGAAAACCUGCCAUUGAACCUAGCCGUCCCAUGAAGCCUUUGUAUUGGACACGGAUACAAUUGCAAGGCAGCAGGAAAACUGCCAUACCAACAUUAUGGGAAUCACUAGAAGAACCUGAUAUACUUGAUACUACUGAGUUUGAAUAUUUGUUUUCCAAAGACACCACUCAGGAAAAAAGAAAACCAUUAUCAGAGACUUACGAAAAAAAAACCAAGGCCAAAAAGAUUAUCAAAUUGUUGGAUGGAAAGCGAUCACAAACUGUGGGAAUUUUAAUAUCCAGUUUGCACCUGGAGAUGAAGGAUAUUCAACAAGCUAUUCUGUGUGUUGAUGACUCCGUAGUAGAUUUGGAAACACUGGAAGCGCUAUAUGAAAAUAGAGCACAAAAGGAUGAACUGGAAAAAAUCGAGCAAUAUUAUCAGACUUCAAAAGAGGAGGAACUGAAGCUUCUGGAUAAACCAGAACAAUUUUUAUACGAAUUAUCUCAGAUCCCCAAUUUCACAGAACGAGCUCAGUGUAUUAUUUUCCAGUCAGUUUUCUCUGAAGGGAUAACAUCAGUUCACAGGAAAGUUGAUAUCAUAACUCGUGUUUCCAAGGCUUUGCUGAACAUGACGAGUGUAAAGGAGAUUUUAGGUUUGAUUCUGGCAUUUGGAAAUUACAUGAAUGGUGGGAAUAGGACUCGAGGUCAAGCUGAUGGAUUUGGUUUGGAAAUACUCCCCAAACUAAAGGAUGUCAAAAGCAGAGAUAAUCGUAUUAAUCUUGUGGAUUAUGUUGUCAUAUAUUACCUACGCCAUUGUGAUAAGGAAGCAGGAACAGACAAGAGUAUUUUUCCUUUACCAGAACCACAGGAUUUUUUCCAGGCCUCCCAAGUUAAGUUUGAAGACCUAAUAAAAGACUUAAGGAAGCUGAAGAAAGACCUAGAAGCCUCCGAAAAGCAAAUGAAGUUAGUUUGCAGAGAAUCUUCAGAAGAGCAUCUCCAGCCCUUCAAGGAAAAAUUAGAAGAAUUCUUCCAGAAAGCUAAAGAAGAACGUAAAAAAGAAGAGAGCAGUUUGGAAAAUGCACAAAAAUGCUUUGAAGAAACAGUGGGAUACUUUGGGAUAAAGCCAAAGCCUGGUGAGAAGGAGAUCACACCAAACUAUGUUUUCACGGUGUGGUACGAAUUCUGCAGUGACUUCAAGACCAUUUGGAAACGAGAGAGCAAAAGCAUUUCCAAGGAGCGAAUUAAAGUGGCUCAGCAAUCAGUAAGCAAGUUAACUGCCGAGAAGAAAGUUGAAACAAAGAAAAUCAAUCCUACGGCUAGCCUGAAAGAGAGACUACGUCAAAAAGAAGCCAAUGUGAAUGCCAACUGAAAGGAGAAAGAUGAAAAUGAUAGUGUGUCGUAAUACCUUUCAAGACGCUUUAUUAUGCCUAUGGCUCAGAGAGCACCUUAUGUUUGUUAUUGAAUUCUGCUUUGCUGAUCUAUUCCAAGACAAUCUACUAAAUGUUUUUCAGUUCCUUCAAAGGAGUUUGUACAUAAAGUAGAAGGAAUUCUAAGAAAAUUUUUUACAUGGGAAUUCAGAAUGAUUUUCUGUAGUUCUUCCUUACGUUGUAAGGAAUCUAGUUGUUUAUGGUUAUUUAAAGGACUCUAUGUGUAAUGCAGUAAAAUGAAAGAGUUUAAAUGAAAAAUUUGGAUACAAGAUUAGAUAAUGACUAAGAACUUGUAGGUUAUUUACAGGGCUUUGUGUAGAUUAGAGCAAAUAUGCUGUUUGGCUCACAAAGCACUGUUAUACCAUAUUUUUUUGUUACUUCUGCAGUAACUGAGGUAAAAUAGACUAACUGUAAGUAAUAUUACAGUGUCUGAGUACUGGAUGCAUCUUUCUAUAACUGAUUAAUUGUAAUUAUAGAUUUACUCUGUAUUUUACUAUAAAUAUUUUUAUAGAGACCUCAACUUAUGCCACACAUUGAAAUGAAAGCAAUAUUUUGCACAUGGAAAGGAAUAGCUUCAAAUUCUUUAUCUGUAUGAUCGAUGGUGUAACUGAUUCAUUAUUUUUUUGUUUGUUUUAACCUGUCCUAUAUUCUGAACUCCAAAAAAAAAAAAAAAAGAAA